This is a messenger RNA of Penicillium chermesinum, 696 nucleotides long. Its product is annotated as GNAT family N-acetyltransferase. Bases 1 to 696 code for a protein of 231 amino acids. The transcript is spliced from 3 exons. The record is from RefSeq and is a predicted model, not a curated record. NCBI's taxonomy places the organism in Eukaryota, Fungi, Ascomycota, Eurotiomycetes, Eurotiales, Aspergillaceae. Gene Ontology annotation, molecular function: acyltransferase activity, transferring groups other than amino-acyl groups.
AUGCCCGCCUUACUAGAAGACCCCUCCACCCGCAUCCCCGCACCAACAGCGCAUGCUACAGCUGCGCCAUCCCUAAGCGCAAGACAUGCCACCUUGCCCAAGGCAGACAAUGCCGCCGUCACCCUAUAUCCCAUCACAAAGGGGCCAUCGAGUAUUCCGCAAGACCUGAUUCGGUUCCUCCAUGCCGAAUUCAGCGCCGAGAUCACGCGCGGCAGCACGUAUCCCAUGGAAGAGCCGAUGGCCCUGCAAGCAUAUGCAGAUUACUGGUUUGGUACUUUUGCAGUUGUUGCGGUGCUCGAUGACCCGAGUGACAGCAAUGGAUUGAAGGAGGGGAGAGACUGGGAGAAGGUUUGCCUGGGGACUUUCUAUAUCAAGCCGAACUAUCCUGGUCGUUGCUCGCACAUUUGCAAUGCUGGCUUCCUCUCCGCCACCGCUGCUCGUGGAAAAGGCGUUGGACAAACGAUGGGCGAGGCAUACUUGGAUUUCGCGCCCGACUGUCUUUCCGGAUAUCGAGCUAAUUGUGUCCAGGGCUACACAUACUCCGUCUUUAACUUGGUAUUCGCCAACAACCCCGCCUCUAUUCGCAUCUGGGAGAAACUCGGCUUCAGCGUUAUUGGCCGUGUCCCCAAGGCCGCACGGCUAGCUAAUAGUAAGGAGCUCGUCGAUGCUCUGAUCUUCGGACGAGAGCUGGUCUAG